Esox lucius (northern pike) is the source of this 3463-nucleotide messenger RNA. Its product is annotated as zinc finger protein 883-like. The coding region runs from base 319 to 2124 and encodes 601 amino acids. The transcript is spliced from 3 exons. Lineage: Eukaryota; Metazoa; Chordata; Actinopteri; Esociformes; Esocidae. The record is from RefSeq and is a predicted model, not a curated record. Gene Ontology annotation, biological process: regulation of transcription by RNA polymerase II. Gene Ontology annotation, molecular function: RNA polymerase II cis-regulatory region sequence-specific DNA binding; DNA-binding transcription factor activity.
UGGGUGCAUGACAGUUGUUUUAAAAACGACAUUUAAUGUUGUAGGUAGUACCUCGUUUGGGUUGCAAUAGCUAGCACUACUAGAAACAUUACGUAUUAACUAAUAGAGGCUGACUAUGGGUCCGAUACUCUGAGCGAUCGUUGACUACGCUAUAUUGUUUCAUAUAUUGUCUCGAUAGAACUUGAGUGUGACAUUAUAGAUUUCCUCCAGUUCUUGUACUAGUAAAGUAUUUGUCACUUUCCACGGAAGAGAUGAGCCAUUAUGUAAAUCCCUCUAUUUUGGGGUCAGGUUUUGUAAAGAGCACCUCAUGUAUGACAGAUGGAGGACAAAUCCAGCCUGCUGCUCUCCUUCCACACUGAACCCAAACAAGAGUCACUGGAUUCUGAUUGUUACAGUAAAGCCCAGUGUUCAUUGGUGGAUUCAGAGAUGACAUCAGUGAAGCAGGAAGACUGCAGUCAAACUCUGGGACUGAAUGUUACCAUUAAAGAUGAAGAGGAGAAGAAUGGGGUUGUAAUUAAAAAGGAAGAGGGGGAAUUACUUAUUCAAGAUGGGAUUCCUGAAGCAACGACACUUGGAGAGAAACACCAGGAAGUCUUCAAUGAUAAGAAGUCUAAUCACUGCCCCCAUUGUGAAAAACAUUUCUUAACUCUAUCACUGUUAAAAAGACACAUUAAAAUUCAUACUGGAGAGAAACCUUACUCCUGUUCUGACUGUGGUAAGAGUUUCUCUUCAUUAUGUAGCCUUAAAGCUCACCAGCGUAUUCAUAAUGGAGAGAAGCCUUACUUCUGCUCUGAUUGUGGGAAGUGUUUUAUUACAUCACCUGAACUUACUAUGCAUCAGAGAGUACACACAGGUGAGAAGCCUUACUCCUGUUCUGACUGUGGGAACAGUUUCUCUCAAUUAGGUAGCCUUAAAGCUCACCAGCGUAUGCAUACUGGAGAGAAACCUUACUCCUGUUCUGACUGUGGGAAGUGUUUUAUUACAUCAUCUGAUUUUUUUAGACAUCAGAGAUUACACACAGGUGAUAAGCCUUACCACUGUCCUGAGUGUGGGAAGAGAUUUACUUGUUCAUCUCAUCUUACAAGUCAUAAGAGACUACACACAGGUGAGAAGCCUUACUCCUGUUCUGAUUGUGGAAAGUGUUUCUCUCAAUUAUCUAACCUUAAAAGACACCAGUCCGUACAUACCGGAGAGAAGCCUUACUCCUGUUCUGACUGUGGGAAUUGUUUCUCCCGGUUAGCUGAUCUUAAAUCUCACCAGCGUAUACACACUGGAGAGAAGCCUUACUCCUGUUCUGACUGUGGGAAGUGUUUUAUUAGAUCAUCUGGACUUACCAAACACCAGAUAGUGCACACAGGUGAGAGGCCAUUCUCUUGUUCUGCCUGUGGAAAGUGUUUCUUUACAUCAACUGCACUUAAUAUUCAUAAGAGAGUGCACACAGGUGAGAAGCUUUACUGCUGUUCUGACUGUGGGAAGGGUUUCUUUACAUCAACUGCACUUAAAAUUCAUAAGAGAGUGCACACAGGUGAGAAGCCUUACUGCUGUUCUGACUGUGGGAAGAGUUUUAAAAGCUCAUCUCAUCUUACUAGUCAUAAGAGAGUGCACACAGGUGGAAAGCCUUAUUGCUGUUCUGACUGUGGAAAGUGUUUCUUAAGAUCAUCUGCACUUACUAGACAUCAGAGAAUACGUACAGGUGAGACGCCUUACUGCUGUUCUGACUGUGGGAAGAGUUUAAAUAGUUCAUUGCAUCUUACUAGUCAUAAGAGACUGUGCACAGGUGAGAAGCCUUACUCCUGUUCUGACUGUGGGAAGAGUUUCAUUAGACAAUCUCACCUUACUAAUCACCAAAGAGUGCACACAGGGGAAAAGCCCUACUCUUGUUCCGACUGUGGGAAGUUGUUUUCUCAAUUGUCUAACCUUAAUUCUCACCAGCGCAUACACAUUACACAAGCGCAUAAACCUUACUCAUGUUCUGACUGUGGAAAGUGUUUCUCUCAAUUAGCUGUUCUUAAAGCUCACCAACGCCUACAUACUGGAGUGAAACCUUACUCUUGUUCUUACUGUGGGAGGUGUUUUAUUACAUCAUCUGGACUUACCAAACAUACAGAGAGUUCACACAGGUGAGAGUCACACCCCUCCUCUUCCCAGGGAGUCACACCCCCCCCCCCCCCUUCCCAGGGCACUAAAUGCCCUUUGAAAAUUAUCUAUUCAGGACCAAUACAAGGCAAUACUUGGAUAAAACCAAGAUCUCUAUACACCUGUUAAUUCUUUUCUCUUUGCUCUAGGUCACAAAUCCAUUUUAUAAGUGUGAACCAUGAACAACAGCUUGUUCAUUAUUUGGUCAAAUUUAAAGUAUGCGCUUCCAAGUGUUCACCGAGAGGCACGCAGCUGUGAAACCUGAUUUCUCUCUUGACUGGGGGAGAGACUUAAGAGAAAUGCACAAAUGUUGUAUAAUUUAUGGGGUUACCCCUCUAUUUAUCAAGCAAUUAUUUAUCAUAUACAGUGCAGCUUGAAAGUUUGUGGACCCUAAAGGGAUGGUCAUUAUUUUUCUGUAAAAGAAUGAACUCAAAAUCCUUAUCUAAAACACAAUUUGUAAUAGGGGCACUGAAAAUAUAGGACACAAACCAAAAUAUGGGAUUAUACACUGAUGAGCCAAAACAUUAUGACCACUCAGGUGAAGCGGAUUAUGUAGAUCAUCUUCUAAAAAGGGCAGAUGUCAAGGUCUGGGUAGAUUAGAUGGUAAGCAAACAAUCAGUUCUUGUAGCCAAUGUGUUGGAUACAGGAGAAAUGGGCAGGAGGAAAGACCUGAGAGACUUUGACAAGGGCCAAAUUGUUAUGGCCAGACAACUGGGUCAGAAAAUCUCUGAAAUGGCAAGGUCAGUGUGCCAUGAUCACCCCUGUCCACCAUCGAAAGUGCCAGCACCCCUUCAUGGCAAUGGUAUUCCCUGAUAGUAGUGGCCUCUUUCAGCAGGAGGAUGCAACCUGCCGAACUUCACGCACCUUUUGGGAAUGGUUGAGUUCUUUGUCAAAAUAGUUGUUAGUUGCGACCCUACUCCAUUUGUAAAUGGAGGGGGUCAACUCUUUUUGAGGUAGUUGUAUAGCCUUCCCUGGACUGAUGUGCUAUCGCUACCCUCCUGAUGUCCUCUUAUAUCUCCUUUUCUCCCUGCGUGGUGUGUUUUGCAUUCACCUGUAUGGGUAACACCAAACUGAUCAGUCCUGCCCAAAUACUUUCCUACAGAUCUUUCCUUUGAUUGGUUCAUUUGGUAACCAAUUAUUAUUCACUAGAUUUCACGUACAUGACGACAUAACACAACUCAUGGUCAUUGGUCAUAAAGAAAUGUUCUAUGUGUUGAAUGUCAUUGAUGUGAAAUGUUUAUAAACUUUGUAGUCAUUUGACCUUGUGUACAACCCCGUUUUCAAAAAGGUUGGGACGCUGUGUGAAAUGCAAAUAAAAACAGAAUGC